UGGUGCGGCUCUGUUGGCGACGCUGAUGGUGGUGGUGAUGGUGGUGGCGGUGGUGGUGGUGGUGGCGACUGCUGCUGAUGUGCCAUUCGUUGAUACCAGGGAUGGCCGCGUCUCAGGCAUUGUGGAGGAAUCGGUGAAGGGCCGAGACUUUUCGUCAUUCUACGGCAUUCCCUACGCUCGGCCACCACUGGGGAGGCUGCGAUUCAAGGAUCCCGAACCCUUCCCAGACUGGGGGGCCAUGGGGGAAGCCUCCAUUCCCGCCCCGCCGUGCAUCCAAUAUUUCUCCGCAACAGAGAGAGUCGGAAUAAAGGAAGUGCUGGGUGAGGAGGAUUGCCUGUACCUCAACGUGUUUGUGCCCAAGAUUAAUGGAGACGCUAGCUUCCCGGUGAUGGUUUGGCUUCACGGGGGAAGGUUCACCCAUGGCAGUGCCCAGGAGUACCCUCCUCACGUCCUCCUGGACCACGACAUCGUGCUGGUGGUGGUGCAGUACCGGCUGGGUGUCCUGGGCUUCCUGUCUACCGAGGACUUGGCGAUGCCUGGGAACCUGGGCCUCAAGGACCAGACCCUGGCGCUCCGGUGGGUGAAGACCAACAUUCACCUCUUUGGCGGAGACAACAUGCGGGUCACCAUCUUCGGUGAGAGUGCCGGCAGCGCCGCCUCCCACCUCCUCAUGUUCGUCCCGGAAGUUCAAGAUCUUUUCUCCCGUGCUAUCAUGCAGUCUGGAACAGCACUGACGUCCUUGACUAUCAACAAUAAUCCUCGCAAAGAGGCAAUUGAAGUGGGUGGCAGCCUUGGGUGUCCCACAGACCAGGGCAGCAACACGCUCCUUCUGUGCCUGCAGGGUCUGGAUGCAAAGGCUCUCUUUCCUCGUUACGAAAGCUCCAGAAGAUGGGGAGUGCUGCCGCUCACCUUCACGCCCUGGGUGGACGGCCGUUUCCUGCCGCGUCACCCUGCCCUGCUGAUAAGUGAGGGGCGCAGCACCCGGGUGGACAUCAUAUCAGGCAUUACCAGAGACGACGGGGCUCUUUUCGCCUUGCCUGCAUUGGCAAAGAAACAGUUACUGGAGGAGCUACAGCACAAUUUUAGCAUGGCCGGGCCUGCGUCCCUUCAGCUUGAGGGCAGGAGUGAGGACCCGGAGGCUGUAGCCCGCCAGCUGUACCUCCACUACUUGGGCACCACGCACGUCACCGAGGCGCACGCUGACGACUUCAUGAGGAUGUUCACUGACCACUACUUCGCCGUGCCUCAUGACCGCAUCUCCGCCCACCACGCAGGGAAGAUUUACCGCUACGAGCUGCAGCACUACGCCCAGCUCUCCUUCGGCCAACUGAUCUGCCCUUCCUGCGACAACAAGUGGGUGAGUCACGUAGACGAUCUGUACUACUUGUUCCGCGGCGGCCCUCUCUUGUCGCCACGAACAGCACCCCCACAGCGCCCCAAGGACUUACAGCUGCCCGACGACCUCACCCUCAGGGACAUCAUCACGACUCUGUGGACCAACUUUGCUGCCACGGGGAACCCAACCCCUGAUAGCUCUCUGGGCUUCACGUGGGAAGCCAGCACACCAGAGAAUCUGCAGUACCUCUCCCUCACGCCCUCGCCCUCCAUGAAGCCAGACGACCGCAAGGAGACACGCAAGUUCCACAACUCUCUUCCCAUCCAGGAAAAUUUGAUGCUUCACCCGCACCUGGUGAAGGUGCCUCAGGGUGCCACGCGCAGUUCACGUCAUGAAUUGUGAUUUACCAACUCCUGACUAAAUGCAAACAGUAACAAGCACCGCCUACCUAACAACAUAACUUAGAUAUA
This is a messenger RNA of Scylla paramamosain (green mud crab), 1806 nucleotides long. RefSeq names its product putative inactive carboxylesterase 4. The record is from RefSeq and is a predicted model, not a curated record. Bases 26 to 1738 code for a protein of 570 amino acids. Lineage: Eukaryota; Metazoa; Arthropoda; Malacostraca; Decapoda; Portunidae. The transcript has 11 exons.